Seriola dumerili (greater amberjack) is the source of this 2332-nucleotide messenger RNA. RefSeq names its product interleukin-1 receptor type 2-like. Gene Ontology annotation, molecular function: interleukin-1 receptor activity. Bases 50 to 1444 code for a protein of 464 amino acids. Lineage: Eukaryota; Metazoa; Chordata; Actinopteri; Carangiformes; Carangidae. The transcript has 10 exons. The record is from RefSeq and is a predicted model, not a curated record.
CUUGAAAAGGGAGCACAGGUUCCCCCUGAACGGACGAGAAACUGACCACAUGCUGCUCCAGUCCACGCUCUCAUCACAUCUGCCUGUCCGCCAUACUCGUCUGUACGAUACUGCUAUCAUGGUUCGCUUGGCACUGCUGCUAGGUCUGGUCAUCAUUGAACACGUUUAUGGAAGACCUCCAUUACCUCCUCUGCCUAUGGAAGACGGCUGCCACCAAGUGUCUCCAGAGGUGGAGCUAUUCAGAGCGGAUGGCGAUGCCGUGAUCCUCUCUUUCCCUUUUUUCAAGAGACAGCUCACACUACGCAAAAUCGCCCCCCCAACAGCAAGGUACCUUAUCACCAAGGACAACGGGACAGAGGGUGAGGCCUUUGAGAGCAAUGGGCGUGUCCAGCAGCAUGAUGAACAGCUGUGGUUUCUCCCGGGUCAGGCUUCAGACUCAGGGGUUUACAACUGCACCUACAGAAAUGAAACCUACUGUGUAACCGGGAGCAUCAGGCUAUAUGUGUACGAGUCCAGCUCAUCAGACAUAAAGAAACUGUACCAUCCAAUCUCAGUCAUAGUGGGAGAGAAGCUGAUGUACAGAUGUCCCUCUCUAAGUAACUUCAACAAGACGGACAGACUGAUUGAGUGGUACAAGGACUCCAGCUCCACUGCCAUUCAAAUAGGCAGAGUGAGCUCCUCCAGCCGAGACAGUGGUCAGCUAAUUAUCCCUGCUGUGAAGCGAUCCCAUGCAGGUGUCUACACCUGUCAGCUCAGCACGCUCAUCAACGGCCAGCAGUACAAAGUCAGCAGAACUAUCCUGCUCAAAGUUGAAGAUCUAUACCCUGAAGUCACCACUGUGCCUGACCUCUCUAUGACCUCUGACCCAGAGCUAAUCAGCAGCAGCUACGACAUUGUUCACACUCCAAUGAUUCAUCCACCUGUUAUCAUUUCGCCACGGAAUGGGUCCAUUUUUGAAAGUCCGCAUGGUUCAGGAUUGGAGCUGCUUUGCAAGGUGCUCACUGAAUGUCAAAUGGCAGAUUCAACUAUGGUCACAUGGCUGGUCAAUGGCCAAUCAGUGGAGUCAUCAUACCUCGAUGGGCGGGCUCUGCAGGGGGGAAGGAGGGUAAGCAAGGUGUCCGAAAGCUGCCACAUUGAGCUGAUGCUAGUUGUUGUAGCGAUGACGGAUGAAGACAUGAAGACAGAGAUGAAGUGUGUCACUCAGAACGAAGGAGGAAGACAGGAAGUUGUCAUACAGCUUCAACUAGAGGACUCCACAUCUACAUGGCUGGUGGUAGCUGCAGUGGCUGUAUCCUGCUUCCUGACAGUGGUGUCCAUCUUCCUCUAUGUCCUCUUCAAACCUCAAAGGAAAAAGAAAAUGGAUUACAUUCUGGCUCGUCAGAGCAGCACCAUCUAUAGCUCUGCUAGUGAAUACAUGUCCUCCACAGACAGAGACCUUCUUUAAUGUGUUUGCUGUUAUAUCAGUUUAGUCUUUCAUGCAUUGCAGGGCAUGUGAUGUUGUGCAGUGGCACCACCACAUUGUGUUUUUGAUAAACUGUCCUUUUACAGGGAUUCAGUGUUUUUAAAACAGUAGCUGCAGUCACUUUUUAAUUCAGUAUGCGCUCAUGUGGCCAGUGCAGAGGCUUUCUUUCAUGCAUCUAUCUCGUAUUGGUGUGGCAGAAAUGUCCUGCCGAGAUGUAAUACAGAAUAACCAGACUGACGCUUCACAGAAGUUCAGCAGGAGUUGUAAUAAAUGGUCAAAUUCAGUGCAUGCUUCUACCAUGGAGAAACAUCUGUAUAUACAUGUAUACAGCAUAGAACUUUAUGUGAAGUCAUUCCAAUCGUUUAUUUUGUUCUAACACUCCAUCAAAAAUACACUCAGGGGCAACUUUUUUAGGGACACGUGAAAAAUGUAAUGCAAUCCAAUACAACAGGUCAGCCAUGAAUUCUACCUUUUACAAAGAUUAUAAUGUCCAUCUUUGAUUGACACUGUGAGAUAAGUAUUAUUUAACCAUGUUUUUAUUAUUGAGGUUAUAGUUUGCAGUGGAAAAACAUCUAAAACACCAACAGUUUGAAUGCAGUCCAAUCCAACACCAAACUAUAUGUAUAUGUGUUUUAAAAUAUAAUAAAUGUUCUCAGGGAAGCAUCUUGUGAAGUAGAAAAGUGUUAAGUCCAUUUGCUGAUCAUAUCUGCACAUUUACAUGGCAAAUCGGAAAGUGGUUUGAGAAACUACUGUGUGUUGAUGUGUAUGCUUGAUUGAAUGUACCAUGUUUAAUGUUAUGAUCCUAUAACAGAUGUGUUGCAUUACUGCUCCAUUAAAAGUUUGGUUUAAAUGUUCUGGUGAUGAUUUUAA